AUGACCGUGGAGUUUAGUGAAAAAGGUUUGGGCUCAAGUGCUCCCUCCGAAAGCGAGAAGUCCGAUGACUGUCCAACGGAUAAAAUAAAAGCUCGGGUUAGGGCUGCGCAAAGAAGCCAUCUUAUAGCCAUAUAUACAGCGUGUACAACUGAAAUUUCUACCUUUCUCGUCGUUUUUCCCGUCUACACAACAGGGCAAGCGUUCGAACUAGGUAAGCUGAGAAGAGAUUCGAAUCCCAAGGGCCCAAGUCAAGUCCAGCACCGAUCAUUGGAAAUCACUACCUGCUACGAUUCAAUAACGGCUGAAUGUCGAUCCAAUGACUUCACGAACGUUGGACUUGUCACGAUGGGUGGUGGAUCAUUCCCACUUAACUCGUACGACACCUCCGAACUGGUAGAUCCACUAAUAUAUCUGGUUCAUCAAGGUUCCAUAUCAAUGGAACUUCAUCCAGACUUCCUCGACGAGCUGGCCUUUCUACGGCAGCACAUUGAAUCGAUCCGAGCUGAACUCGCACAGUCCCAGUUUCGAUUGAAGUACUACGGCGCGGUCAACUUCCACACUGCAGAACCACCAACUUAA
Molecule: messenger RNA, 579 nt
Organism: Truncatella angustata
Lineage: Eukaryota; Fungi; Ascomycota; Sordariomycetes; Amphisphaeriales; Sporocadaceae
Exons: 1
Coding region: 1-579 (192 amino acids)
Source: RefSeq, a predicted model, not a curated record